UCAUUUGCUAUAGCCAUGUUUUUUGUGUUUUCCGCCGAUUUUCCGAUAUCGUGUCCCACGGUUUAUUAAUGCAACUUCAAGUAUACGAUGUUUUUUUUCCUAUUUUUUUACAUGGCGCGAGUGCGAGUUGUUGCGAUUUGAGAAGGGAUGACCAUGUCCACACUAAAGUUGCAUGCAUGGGCCGAAAAAAGAGAUCCGGUUACUUUGCAGCUCACCGCAUUAGUCGCAUACUAUAUAUUUUUUCUCGGAUGUAUAUCCACUUGUUUAGUUUUGGCUAACGUCUUUCCCAACAGAGACGAAAAUUGCCACAACGCGUCCUCGCUGCGUUUGCCGUCGAUCCGAUCGGACAGAUCGAGGUGGCCGGCGAUCGAUCGGAGAGCGCGCCGUGUUCAGCAACGCGGCCACGACAUUGGGCGGCGCAUCGUCAUGCCCGGGUCAGCCGCCUUAAUUUGAGGCAGGAUCGGUGUCAGUCGACGCCCGUCCAUCGGUGGAGAAUCCCGUGGUAACGGCACCGCGUGACCCAGCCUGCCGGCUUGCCAUGCAUGGCGCCGUGUUUCUUCUGUUCGUCGAAUCGCAGAUGGGAAGACGAAAUCGCUUCCUAGAGCACGUUUCCGGAACAUAGAUUCAACAUCGACGAGGAAUCUGGUUCUGCAUAGUUCGACUGUAAAACCGGGACAGAGAGAUAUAGAUCCAUGGCUGCACCUGCACGAGAAAACGUAGCCGAGCUCCCCCCAACGCCAUUGGCGACGCCCAUGUCGGCGAGGUCGGUGCGAUGGGACGUCGAGGACGGCGGCGCCGGGCUGGAGCGGCCUCUGCUGCGCCAGCGCGGCUCGAACACGACGUCGCAGAUGGCCGUCGUCGGCGUCAAUGUCUCACAUAUCGAGAGCCUCGACUACGAGAUUGUGGAGAACGAUGUGUACAAGCAGGACUGGAGAUCAAGGGGGAGAAUCCAGAUCUUCCAGUACCAGGUCAUGAAAUGGCUCCUGGCGCUGCUCGUCGGGUCGGCCGUUGGCAUGGUAGGGUUCUUCAGCAACAUCGCCGUCGAGAACAUCGCCGGCUUCAAGCUGCUCCUGACAAGCAACCUCAUGCUGCACAACAGGCACAUGGAGGCGUUCCUACUAUACAUGUUUUGCAACGCGGUGCUGGCCGCCACCGCCGCCGCAUUGUGCGCCUACCUUGCCCCCGCGGCGGCCGGCUCCGGCAUACCGGAGGUGAAGGCUUAUCUGAACGGCGUCGACGCGCACUCCAUCUUAGCGCCCAGCACCCUCUUCGUGAAGAUUGUUGGCUCCAUAUUUGGGGUGUCUGCUGGUUUUGUGCUGGGCAAGGAAGGGCCUAUGGUGCACACCGGCGCCUGCGUUGCCUCCUUGCUCGGCCAGGGCGGGUCUCGCAAGUAUGGCCUCACCUGGAAUUGGAUCAGGUACUUCAAGAACGACUUGGAUCGCAGGGAUCUCAUCACCUGCGGGGCUGCGGCAGGCGUCACCGCAGCAUUCCGUGCCCCAGUUGGUGGCGUCCUCUUCGCGCUUGAAGAAGCAGCAUCCUGGUGGCGGAGCGCGCUUCUGUGGAGGACGUUCUCCACGACGGCGGUGGCAGCAAUGGUGCUGCGGUCGCUGAUAGAGUACUGCCGCAGCGGCAACUGCGGCCUGUUCGGCAAAGGGGGCCUGAUCAUGUUCGACGUCAGCUCACGCGUGACGGCGUACACCGCCACGGACAUCGCCGCCGUCAUACUGCUCGGCAUCCUCGGUGGGCUCCUCGGAGCUCUCUUCAACUUCCUCCUCGGCUGGAUUCUUCGCACAUACGGCAUCAUCAACGAGAAGGGCGCGCCGUUCAAGAUCAUUCUGACAGUGGCUAUCUCGCUCGUAACCUCCUGCUGCUCCUUCGGCCUGCCAUGGCUGUCGCCGUGCACCCCUUGCCCGCCCGAGCUCCCCGCCAGCCGGUGCCCGACGAUCGGCCGGUCUGGCAACUUCAAGAAGUUCUCGUGCCCCGCGGGCCACUACAACGCGCUGGCCUCGCUGUUCCUCAACACCAACGACGACGCCAUCCGCAACCUCUUCAGCGGGGGAACCGACAGCGAGUUCGGCGUCACCACGCUGCUCACCUUCUUCGUGGCCGUCUACUCCCUGGGCCUGGUCACCUACGGCGUGGCCGUUCCCUCCGGCCUCUUCAUCCCCGUGAUCCUCUCGGGCGCCUCGCUGGGCCGGAUGCUCGGCAAGCUUCUGGGUUCCCUCACGGGGCUCGACACGGGCCUCUUCGCGCUCCUCGGCGCCGCGUCGUUCCUCGGCGGCACGAUGCGGAUGACGGUGUCGGUGUGCGUGAUCCUGCUGGAGCUCACCAACGACCUGUUGCUUCUGCCGCUCAUCAUGCUUGUGCUGCUCAUCGCCAAGACGGUGGCCGACUGCUUCAACAAGGGCGUCUACGACCAGAUCGUGCGCAUGAAGGGGCUGCCGUUCCUCGAGGUGCACGGCGACGCGUGCAUGAGGAGCCUCGUGGCCGGGGACGUGGUGUCGGGCCCCCCGAUCACCUUCUCCAGCGUGGAGCGCGUCGGGUCCGUGGUGCACACGCUGCGGCGGACGGGGCACAACGGGUUCCCCGUGCUCGAGGACGAGCCGUUCGCGCCGGCGCCAGAGCUGUGCGGGCUCGUGCUGCGGUCGCACCUCAUCGUGCUGCUCCAGGGACGGAUCUUCACCCGGGACCGCGUCAAGACGGGCGCCGCCGAGGUGUUCCGGAAGCUCGCCCCGUUCGACUUCGCCAAGGCCGGGUCCGGGAACGGGCUCAAGGUGGACGACCUGGGCAUCACCGAGGAGGAGAUGGAGAUGUACAUGGACCUCCAUCCAAUCACCAACAGGUCGCCGUACACCGUCGUCGAGAACAUGUCGCUGGCCAAGGCCGCCGUGCUCUUCCGCGACCUCGGCCUCCGCCACAUGUGCGUCGUGCCCAGGACGCCAGGGAGGCCGCCCGUGCUGGGGAUCCUGACGCGGCACGACUUCAUGCCGCAGUACAUACGCGGGCUGUUCCAGAACGUCCUCCGCGAGUAGAGGUGGUCGAUCAAGAUUGUUUUCGGAUAAAUUUACGUUAAUGUUUGUUACGUUAGUUUAGGGAAAUUUGUUAGUUUGUUAGGCUGAUUAAUUAGCACCCUGCGGAGACGUGGUGUGUGUCGUACGUCCUGCAGCUCGUCGAUAAUGCCGAUUAUUUAUUAUUUCCAAAUAAUUUUAUUAGACUUGGAUGCCUGAUCUUGGUCGGUUGGCAAUGUCAACUCCGUCGUUAUCGAUC
Brachypodium distachyon (stiff brome) is the source of this 3267-nucleotide messenger RNA. RefSeq names its product chloride channel protein CLC-c. NCBI's taxonomy places the organism in Eukaryota, Viridiplantae, Streptophyta, Magnoliopsida, Poales, Poaceae. Gene Ontology annotation, cellular component: plant-type vacuole membrane; intracellular membrane-bounded organelle. Gene Ontology annotation, molecular function: voltage-gated chloride channel activity. The coding region runs from base 693 to 3032 and encodes 779 amino acids. The record is from RefSeq and is a predicted model, not a curated record. The transcript has 8 exons. Gene Ontology annotation, biological process: chloride transport; transmembrane transport.